Messenger RNA from Trichosurus vulpecula (common brushtail), 3919 nucleotides. RefSeq names its product zinc finger protein 260-like. The record is from RefSeq and is a predicted model, not a curated record. The transcript is spliced from 5 exons. Gene Ontology annotation, molecular function: RNA polymerase II cis-regulatory region sequence-specific DNA binding; DNA-binding transcription factor activity, RNA polymerase II-specific. Bases 101 to 2038 code for a protein of 645 amino acids. NCBI's taxonomy places the organism in Eukaryota, Metazoa, Chordata, Mammalia, Diprotodontia, Phalangeridae. Gene Ontology annotation, biological process: regulation of transcription by RNA polymerase II.
CUGGCGGAAGCAGGAAACAGGAAACUUUUCCUCUGCAUUCUCUGCCUUCUGGUAGCCAGCUCUGCGGGUGCAGGUCUCAGGGAGCCUGGAUUCAGAGGGAAUGGCCCCUGGGAGCAGCCGAAGCCCAGCCCAGGUGACAGUGACCUUUAAGGAUGUGGCUGUGGACUUCACCCAGGAGGAGUGGGGCCUCUUGGACCAUCCUCAGAAGGAGCUGUACAAGGAGGUGAUGCUGGAGAAUGCCCAGAACCUGCUAUCCCUUGGGCUUCCAGUUCCCAGGGAAGACGUGAUCUCCUAUUUUGAGCAAAGGGAAGCACCAUGGCUGCUGGAGCAAGAAGGCCUGAGGAACCUCUGUCCAGGAGGGAUCAGAUUUCAGAUGAAGAAGACUCCUGCAGACCUAAGCCUUUGUAUGGAAGAAACUCUGGAGCAAAGAGACAGGUAUACUCCUGUCCAACAUCAGAGAAUCCACACUGGAGAGAAACCUUAUGAAUGUAAUCAGUGUGGUAAAGCUUUUACAAAGCAGGCCUACCUUAGAGUACAUCAGAGAAUCCACACUGGAGAGAAACCUUAUGAAUGUAAUCAAUGUUCAAAGGCUUUCAGAGACAGGUAUACUCUUGUCCAACAUCAGAGAAUCCACACUGGAGAGAAACCUUAUGAAUGUAAUCAAUGUGCAAAGGAUUUCAGAAGCAGCUCAAGUCUUGCUGAACAUGAGAAAACCCACACUGGAGAGAAACCUUAUGAAUGUAAUCAAUGUGCAAAGGCUUUCAGAGACAGGUAUACUCUUGUCCAACAUCAGAGAAUCCACACUGGAGAGAAACCUUAUGAAUGUAAUCAAUGUGGAAAGUCUUUUAGAGACAAGUAUACUCUUGUCCAACAUCAGAGAAUCCACACCGGAGAGAAACCUUAUGAAUGUAAUCAGUGUGGUAAAGCUUUUAUAAAGCAGGCCAACCUUAAAGUACAUCAGAGAAUCCACACUGGAGAGAAACCUUAUGAAUGCAAUCAGUGUGGAAAGGCUUUCAGAGACAGCUCCACUUUUGCUGAACAUCAGAGAAUCCACACUGGAGAGAAACCUUAUGAAUGUAAUCAAUGUGGAAAGGCUUUCACAUGGAGGAUUGGUCUUGCUGAGCAUCAGAAAACCCACACUGGAGAGAAACCUUAUGAAUGUAAUCAAUGUGCAAAGGCUUUCAGAGACAGGUAUACUCUUGCCCAACAUCAGAGAAUCCACACUGGAGAGAAACCUUAUGAAUGUAAUCAAUGUGGAAAGUCUUUUAGAGACAAGUAUACUCUUGUCCAACAUCAGAGAAUCCACACUGGAGAGAAACCUUAUGAAUGCAAUCAGUGUGGAAAGGUUUUCAGAGGCAGCUCCACACUAGUUAAACAUCAGAGAAUCCAUACUGGAGAGAAACCUUAUGAAUGUAAUCAUUGCGGAAAGGCCUUCAGACACAGCUCUGGGAUUGCUGAACAUCUGAGAAUCCACACUGGAGAGAAACCUUAUGAAUGCAAUCAGUGUGGAAAGGCUUUCAGAGGCAACUCCCAUCUAAUUAAACAUCAGAGAAUCCACACUGGGGAGAAACCUUAUGAAUGUAAUCUGUGUGGAAAGGCUUUCAGACUCAGCUCCAGUCUAGUUCAACAUCAGAGAAUCCACACUGGCGAGAAACCUUUUGAAUGUAAUCUGUGUGGAAAGGCUUUCAGAUCCAGCUACCAUCUUGUUGAACAUCAGAGAAUCCACACUGGAGAGAAACCUUAUGAAUGUAACCAGUGUGGAAAGGCUUUCAGAUGCAGCUCCCACUUUGUUGGACAUCAGAGAAUCCACACUGGAGAAAAACCUUAUGAAUGUAAUCUGUGUGGAAAGGCCUUCAGAGUCAGCUCAAGGCUUGUAGAACAUCAGAGAAUCCACACUGGAGAGAAACCUUAUGAAUGUAGUCACUGUGGAAAACCUUUUAGAACGAGCUCCAGUCUAGUUAAUCAUCAGAGAAUGCACACUGGAGAUAAUACAAUCCAUGUGGCAAAGCCUUCAGGCAAAAGCCAGUCACAUGAUUGAGGAGCCAUGUCAGUGGAUUAUAGAGCUUUGUAGACAGCAGAAAAUUCUGCACAGAAGACAUUUAUGACUUCACUGUGAAGAAUGCCUUCAGGGAGAAAUUGUUUGUUAUCCUCCCGUGAGAGGAUACUGUAACAGGAUUUUUACUGAGCCAGUCUCUAAUCUGAAAAUGCUUGGAGCCACACAAAGCAGGCCUAGAAACAGGAGUGUCAGUAAUCAAGAUGUUUAAUCAGUGUCAGAGUGAGGAAUAUUUCCUUAGCUGAAGUAAAAGCAUAGGUUUUAUACUUAAGUCACAACUAGGGAAGGAGAGGGGAAGGUGAAUUUUAGCGGUUUCCCAGGAGAAAUCCACAAGUCUCACAACACAACAGUUCUGGAGUCAUGUCUUUGUGGGUUGUGACCUCCUCCCCUAAAGCAGAGAACCAGAGUUCUCUGAGGGGAACAGGUUCCACAAUCUUUGAUUUACUUCACUUUAGGUCCAGUAAUUGUGACCCUUGUCAAGAGUUUUGACUAAUCAGUUCAGGCUGUAGUGUGAGCUGAGUGACAAGCCAGAGAGCCAGCCCUUGAAAACAUUGCAUUAUUAGUAUAUUCAUUACACAUAUAUCGAUUAAUAUGAAAAUUGUAAUUUCCUUUCUCAAUACUUACUAGGACAAAACCUUAUGAAUGUGCUGCAUGGGGACAUGCCUUUCUCUGCACAUGUAGGUCACUGCUGAAGCUUAAAUUUUGUGCCUUUAUAAUAGAAUGGUGAAAUAAAAGGAAAUAAGUCAUGGUAUCCCACCAGGUUGCAAAACCAAAAAAGGAAAUAGGCUCAAAAACUAGGACUGAGUGAAGGAAGAAGUCUAGAAUAGAAGAAUGGAAUCUCUCCAGAAUUAGGAAAUGAACUCACUUCAGUAUUAUGUCGAUUGGGUGAAAAUAUUUGGUGAAAGUAAGAAGUAAGAGGUGUUUGAUCAAGGGUAUAAAAACUGGGUAAUUUGGGGAAACUUUGUGGUCUCCUGCACUAUAUGUAUGUAUUUGCCUAUGUUCAGGCUACUGCCUAUGACAAUCAAGAAACUUCUCAUUCACUGUUUUUUGUGACUCCACAGUUGUGACAAUGAGGAAGGGAUUCCCCUGAUGGACUUGAUGGGAGAGCAGAGCCAUUGUGUAAAAAAGCAGCUGAUCCUAGGCAGGUAAGGGGCCCUGCCAUUUCUGUCUCAUCAGCCUCCCAUGCUUGCUCCUCCACCAGCCUGGCAGGGGAGAGGCUUCUGGGCUGAUGCUGACACAUAGUCUGGGCCUCUGCACAGUCAAAGUGUCCUCCUGGGACUCCUCUACAGGAAAUGGUUUGUUUCUUGGUAAAUCUAAAUAGACUGUUUCCUGCGGCCAGAUCAGCCAAAGCAAAUAGGGUGAAAAUGAACAUUUUUCUGAAGAGCUUGCAAAGCUUUCAAGAAGUCAGCCUCUCCCUCUGUUUUUCUAACUCUGGUUAAGGCCGGUAGGCAGACAUAAGACACUCAAGAGGGCAACAAUUUUUUUUCCUAUCUUCAGAAAUUUAUAAUGUCAUUAAGUAAAGAUCAAAUGUAUGACUUUGAAAAGAGAGUUGGACUGUCCGAAGGAGAUGAUAAGGAACCCUUUGCUGGCAUUGGACACAGGGCCGUCUUGUAUUGCCCUUACUCAGUUUCACAUUACAAUCCCAGAAUAAAGAGAAGAUGGAAGAAAAGAAUUUGGAACUCACAUGUUUUAACACAAAAAAAUAAAGUGCUCCACUUACUAUGCAAGCCAAUUUGGAAACCUCAAAAGUGGCCACUGGAUUGGAAAAUGUCAGUUUAAUUCCCAGUCCCAAAGUAGGGCUACAGCAGAUGCAUCUACAACAUCUAAAUUUAAAAAAUAAAUGAAGUACAGUAGUACUGGAUAGUA